Molecule: messenger RNA, 6316 nt
Organism: Puntigrus tetrazona (Sumatra barb)
Lineage: Eukaryota; Metazoa; Chordata; Actinopteri; Cypriniformes; Cyprinidae
Gene: dennd3a
Product: DENN/MADD domain containing 3a
Exons: 25
Coding region: 349-4194 (1281 amino acids)
Biological process (GO): regulation of Rab protein signal transduction
Cellular component (GO): cytoplasmic vesicle
Molecular function (GO): protein binding
Source: RefSeq, a predicted model, not a curated record
ACCUAAUUAAUAUUCAUGAGCCGAGUCCUUCCAUAGUAUGGUCGGUCGUUAGCGUGUCUCCAGUUGCGGGAUUUCCACCCGUCGUGUAGAAAGAGUUUGACGGGUCAAGUCGCGACUGCAUCCCGGUUUUAUUGUCACAACGAGGCGUGUUCUGUAACUGAUCUACAACAACAGCAGCUCGGUUGUUCUUUUACUUUCUGUCGCUUUUGCCCUCGCUCCGAGUGACUGACAGACAGCGCGCGGGACUCAGACCUACAGGAAGCCGAGAAACCACAAUGGGACUGAAGACAGAAGGCUGAAGACUGGUGUGUGUGACUGGAAGACCAUUGAGAUCAGAGGUCAGCAGAAAUGGUCCUGACGCAGGAGAACGUCCCGUCCGGUCUGUUGGAGGCGUGUGUGGUGCUCGGAGUAUCGAACGAACGUCUGAAAGAACUAGGCCAGCUGCGGGGGAAAGACAAGGAGGCUGUGUUGGAGGCGGAGGUGCUGCAGGUUCACGCUCCGCCGUUCGUGACGAAGGAGAGCUCCAGUAACGGCAGCGAACGCGGCCCCGCUCCGGCCUUCAGCAGGGCCCAGCGGAGGCGCUCCUUUAAGAAGAAGAGAGAGCGGCCGCUUUCCACCCUCAGCGGUUCUGACCAAACCAACGAGGCGCCGUCGGACGACCUCAGCGUGCCCCAGAACAUCGACCUGAUAGCCCUGCCCCAGCUCUGCUUCCCAGAUGGGUUGAGAAUAACCAAUGAGAGCAGAGAAGACCGCUUUCACUUCCUGGUGUUCACGGAUGUGUUUGGGAACCAGACUCACGGCGUGGUGGCUCAGUACUGCAAACCUGUUCAUUUCCAUCCAGAUAAUGGGAUUCAUCAAAACGACCAUCGGUUGAACAAACUCCAGCGUCUGUUCACGACAUACAGCAUCUGCAUCAUCUCCAAAUAUCCGUAUUACAACGCUCUCAGAGACAGUCUGUCCUGUUUCUUGCUCCAGCUGAAAACGUCCCGUAUGUGUGAGUUCGAGGAGCAGGUGAAGGAGUUUUCUGCCAAGCUGGCGCUGGUUCCCAUCCCGCCUCCUGGACCGCUCCAUGUGGUGUUCAGUCUCAGACCGUUGCAGAUCGAACUUCCCUCGCGGCUGGAUGUGGAUCGGCCCGUCAUAGACCUCGAUCUUCACCUGCCCUUUCUCUGUUUCAAACCCAAACAGUUCCUGCAGAUCAUCAGCAGUAUCCUGAUGGAGCAGCGGGUGGUGUUUCUGUCCACGGACUGGGCCAAACUCACGCUAGUCGCCGAAUGCUUCACCAUCUUCAUUCACCCGCUGCGCUGGCAGCAUCCGUUCGUGCCCGUCCUCUCUCACCAGAUGCUGGACUUCAUCAUGGCUCCCACGGCCUACCUGAUGGGCUGCCACACGCACCACUUCGAGGAGGUCGCAGAGGAGUUGGAUGAACUGGUUCUUAUAGACAUUGAUCAAGGAACGGUGUUGUCUUCAAGUUCAAACACACUCGAGCUUCCAGAUGUGCCGCUGACGGCCAGAGAUUGCUUUAUAUUUCGAGUUAAAGGACUGCAGCUGCACUAUGAUCUGGACGCGUGUCGCGCCGGCAGCCGUACUGAUAUCAACGAGCUGCGCUCUCACAGGAGACAGUGGCAGCACAAAGUCAACUCCCUCAUCCUCGACGUCACCACGGAGCUCAUCGUCAACAUCUUCAGUGAAGUUUGUGACUUCCUGAACUAUGAGCAUCGCGUUUUCAACAGCGAGGAGUUCCUCAGAUCCAGAGAGAUGACCGAUAGCGAGUUCUACAAGAAGGUUUUAGACACUCAUAUAUUCCACUCAUUUCUACGGGACCGCUUGAACAGAAAGAACGACGCGUUCACUCGCAUGCAGCUGAACGUCCGCUCGGAGACCCGCAGGAGAGCCAUGACGGAGUCUCCUCGCAAACCCACGAUGGAGGAGAUCCGUAAGUAUGUGAGAGCAGAGAACGGCCUGAACAGCAGGCUGGGGGUGAGUAUGCCGAACCUGGCCGACCCCCGCCUGCUCACCGUCCCGGUCCGUCAGACGUCCAUGAGGACCGUGUCUUUCCCGAACGUUUCCUGGAGUCCCUGCAGGCCAAUCAAAACCUUUAAACUCCCAGAGUUCCCUCCUCCGCUCGCCUACCAAUACGUUCAGAGUUACUACAAUGACCUCAUCAAAGAGUUGAGCAAAGCCAUCACCACGACAACUCCAGAUGACUCCGCCCUCCUGGCCCGUUAUUAUUACUUACGAGGGCUGGUGAACUCUGUUGCCGGGAAGCGCGUGGAUGCCCUCGGAGACUUUCAGAGCUUGUAUAAGACGGAUAUGGACAUCUUUCCUAUCGAGCUGCUAAACGCGCUGGUCGAUUCUCUGCUGGCGGAGGAGAGGAGGACGGCUGAGAGACGCCCCGAUUUGAAGCGUCUGAUCAGCCGGGUGAAAAGAGAGAACGAACGGGAGCGGGCUCGACCGAUGGAUGGUGGGACGGUGAAGAGGUUCGAACUGCCCAAGAAACACUUGCAUGCGGAGGACUUUGUGCGGCGCGUUCAGGAGUCGGGCAUCGUGAAGGAUCAGGGCACUAUUCAACGGCUGUUUGAGGCGCUCACUGUGGGUGUGGAUUCCCCUUCGCAGUCUGUGUUUUACCUUGAGCUGGAGGGUCAGCAGAAGCAGGUGGAUCCAGAGACCUUCUGCUUCUUCUACAACCUGUGGAAGGAGACGGAGGCGGCGGCUCAGGACGUGGAUCUGCCGGUGGUGGUGCUGGAGCACCUGGAGACGGACGAGUGCGUCUACAAGCUCUCGUCAUCGGUGAAGACCAGCCACGGCGUGGGGAAGAUCGCCAUGACCCAGCGCAGGCUCUUCCUGCUGACGGAGGGCCGGCCGGGAUACGUGGAGAUCACCAAGUUCAGAGAUAUUGAGGACGUGAAGAUAUCGUCCGCUCCUUUCCUCCUGCUGAGGAUCCCAGCGCUGAAGAUCAAAACCUCCCUCAGGAAGGAGAUGUUCGAGGCCAAUCUGAAGUCGGAGUGUGACCUCUGGCACCUGAUGAUCAAAGAGAUGUGGGCCGGGAGAAAGAUGGCGGACAGUCAUAAGGACCCUCAGUUCAUGGAGCAGGCCCUGACUAACGCUCUGCUGAUGGACGCCGUGGUCGGCUGCCUGCAGUCACAGAAGGCCAUCUUCGCUGCCACCAAACUGGCCUACUUCGACAAGAAGAAGCUCGAGGUGCCCAUGAUGGUCCCUAAAACAACAUCUGAGACCCUGAAACACAAGAUCAACCCGUCUCUGGACCAGACGUCUCCUCUGGCCGUGGACGUCCUGCUCUACACACCCGGUCAGCUGGGUGUUUCGGAGCUGGACGGUGGAGGAAACCCGAAGCUGUGGUGUGCUUUGAGCGACGGGAAGGUGCUGGUGUUCGACGCGGCCAGCUGGUCCAUGCAGCACAACUCUGUUCAAGUGGGAAAGUCCCGUCUGAACUGCAUGCUGGCGGUGAACCAGCAGCAGCUGUGGAUCGGCUCAAAGGACUCGUUCAUCUACAUCAUAAACCCGCGGAGCGUUUCCUGCAAUAAACAGCUGACGGAGCAUCGCGCCGAGGUCACUGGACUCGCCCUGGAGGAGAGGACCGACAAAUUCAGUCCGACGGUGGCGUACUCGUGCAGCGAGGAAGGCGGCGUGAUCGUGUGGGACGUUUCCACGCUGCAGGUCCGGCGGCACUUCAGAGUCUCCUGUGAGCGACUGCAGGACAUCCAGGUCCAGGCCGGCAUGCUGUGGUGCUGUGGCGGUGAUUGUCUGCUGGAGGUGCGCAGGAACGGCACGCUUCAUCGUAAGGUGUCUCUUCCGGAUCACCUGCUGAGUUCACCGAGGGGCUUCAGCAGUUUCCUGCUCUUUAACGAGGCGGAGCGGCUGUGGGCCGGUUUCUCCGACUCCAGUGAGCUGUGUGUGUGGCACAGCAGAGACCUGAGCCAACCCUGCUGCAGGAUCCAGCUCAAAGACUGCUCCGGAGUCGUCUGCAUGAUCAAAGUCAAGAACCAGAUCUGGGUGGGCUGCCGCGGGAAAACCCGCGGGAAGAUCUACGUGGUGAACAAGGAUCGGUACGCGGUGGAGAAGGAGCUGCUGGCCCACGACGACAGCGUCCAGGCUCUGUGCUCGGCCGAAGACCGCUACGUGCUCAGCGGAGCCGCGAGGGCCGACGGGAAAAUCGGCAUCUGGAAAGUUGAGUAGUGAGGCGUAUCCUCGAACCAAAUGUGAAAAUGAAACGCUGCCAAACGGAAAACGGUGGACGUUUACAGCCAGAACCAAGAAAAUCUCAUACUCGUGUGUCAUUUAAAGGAACGCGCUUUUCGUUCUCCAACCGACAGCGCUUUUAGCAUAGCUUAGCAUAGAUCAUUGAAUCCGAUUAGACCAUUAGCAUCGCGCUGGAAAGCGACCAGAGUUUUGAUAUUUUUCCUAUUUAAAGCCUGAGCAAACUUCCUUGAUUAUUACUCCACAAUGAGAGUAUAGUUCCUAAUCGUAUCGGCCUUGAAAACCUCAAAAAAGCCGCUCUUAGCAGACGAUAGAGCUAAACAGGAAAAAUAUCAAAACUCUGGUCGCUUUCCAGCGCGAUGCUAAUGGUCUAAUCGGAUUCAAUGAUCUAUGCUAAGCUAUGCUAAAAGCGCUGUCGGAGGACCCCGGAGAACAACUGAAUGGAUUCAAAAAACGGUAAAAACUCGACUUAUUAACUCUGGGGGAGUAUUUUCACGUGUUAAUUUGCUUGUUACACGAAUAUGAGAUGUACAUAUGAGGACACUUUAUUUCAUCAUGACUCCUUCAGUGUUAUAUCAGUAUUUAUUUAUCCCGUUCACGUCUGAAUGUGAUUUAUAAAGGAUUUCCCGUAGACUGCCGUUUAAUGAGCUCGGGUCCAAAAACAGCAAGCUGCCGGAGAAAAUGUGUCUUAGCGCACAAACCUCUGCGCGGUGAAAGAAAGUCUUGUUUUCACUGCCUUACGGACCUGUUAGCUUCACUUGGCGCUCGCUUUAUGAAGGACGUGUAUUUUGUAUAAGUGCGAAAGCACGCAUGAAUUUGUAAAGGGAUGAUUGUUUGGUUACCCUGUCGUCUUUGAAUAAUCAACACUCGGUGGCAUUUUAGAAAUAUAAAAAUGCACUUUACUCUCCAACACUACUUAUUUUAUAAUAAAAGCAUCGUAGGAUGCAUAACUUCUCAGUAAGGGAACGAUCAGGCUCAAUGUAGAGUCAGUUUUUACUGCUUCUGAAUGUGUUUGUUUCAUAUCGGCAAUUUCUGUAUAUAGUUUCUGGUGUAUUGCAUCUACAUUUUAAGGGUUUUAUACUGAAACAUUUUACUUCUGCAUUUGUUUGUAAAUGCUAUUUUCGAAGAGUGGGAUUUAGAUGAUCAUUGCAGAUUUAAACUGAACAACGGCUUGUGUAUUUAUUGUAGAAAUUCAUAAACGUCUCUUGGUUUAAACGCUGUGGUCUUUCUUCGACCCGCCGCUAGAGGGCAGUAGAGUCGCUCGCGUUCUCAUACUAGCACACUCAUUACUGCACAGCACACGUGAAACAAUAAGCAAUGACUAACUCUUUAACAGAAAAAUACAAAUCGAGAAGCAGUAGUUUUUUAAAUAUCAAUGCAUUAAUAUGUUAAGUGUCGCCAGUGUGAUCAAAUAAAUCCAAAUUAUAAAAAUGGCACCGAGCGCGUUGCAUUGUGGCAUAAUGCAUAAUAUUUUGCUUGUUCUGGUUGCAUCAUCAGCAUUUAUGUUUUUAACCGCAUAAAAACGUGUGCCGGAAAAAGCGUGGCAUCUCGACUGUUGCAAUGCUUGCUUUUUUUUUCCUCGUAUGGAGGUCUCAGGAGAGCAGGGACAUGUUUCGCUUCACAGAGAGCCGCUGAAGGCUGUGAAGUCCAUCUGCGGAGUGAGAUUAUGCUUCGUAAUCUUCAUCUCCAGGGAUCAGGAGUCAUGGCGUUUAAUCCCGUCUGAACCUCUCGGUGUGUUGAGGAAUUACGGCCAGCUGUGAUCAUUCAUCUGACCUAAAGAGCAGAGAUACAGACGCACCACUCGUAGUUUUUCAUGCCUCUCUAUUUGCAAACCUAUUAGAAAACAGACAUUUAAAAAUAUGGAUUGCACAAAAAUGUCAAAAAUACAUUCUCACCCUCGUGUAGUUUCACAUCUGCAUGCCGAUUUUUUUAUUAUUAUUAUUAUUUUUUUGCAUUUAUUUCUUUAUGCCUUUUAUGGAUGAUUGUUUAAAGCAGGUUUAUUAUAAUUAUGUAAAACUAAAAUAUGAAAUAAAAUUUGUUUAAUUUUUAAGUGAUUUUUUUAAAUGUUAACUGAAUUAAAAUAAAAUAUAUAAACCCUAAA